Cicer arietinum (chickpea) is the source of this 1073-nucleotide messenger RNA. RefSeq lists its product as uncharacterized. The record is from RefSeq and is a predicted model, not a curated record. Lineage: Eukaryota; Viridiplantae; Streptophyta; Magnoliopsida; Fabales; Fabaceae.
GACUCAUUACUUAUUUGCCUAUAUCUCCAAAUCUCAUUAUUAUAAACAAUUACAACCUUUCACAAUAAACAUUCUCAUUCUUAAAAUUCCCAAAAACAAAUGUAACAAACUCAAAUGGAGGGUCGCCGGAGAAUAACGCUUUACGAUCAAAUGAAAUCGGGUAACACAAGCAACAAUCGAAGUUCACUUGCAAGUUUAAUCCUCAACGACGCCGUUUUAACCAACCAGAAAACCCCAAACCAAACACUCUUAGACAUUAUACAAGAACACGAACCAAACAACGUUGUUAACAACAACAAUAACACGAAGGAUCGAAAAUCGUGGAAAGCGUUUAAAGAGUUACUUCGUCUAAAGCGUCAUAACUCGGACGAGUCGACUCACCAGCAACAUAACGAGUCCGACGCCGUUGGAGAAGAUCCUGGAAAUUCGAAUCCGCCGGAAUUUCUUGCCGGUGGAGUUGCCGGCGGCGAGUCCUCCGACGAGGAGGAGAAUAAUACCGUUAACAAUUCGGAGACGGUGCAGGGUAGCAUGUCGCUGAUGGAUUUGUUGGAGGAAACGGAAGUUGAUUUGGAUGGAAGCAGUGAUGUGGAUGAUGGUGAUGACGUGGACGAUGAAUAUUAUAAAAAACGAGUGGAAGAAGAAGAAGAGGAAGGAGAAGGAGAAGGGAAUGUUCCGGUGGAACACAAUUGCUGCGUGUGUAUGGUGAGGCAUAAAGGUGCAGCGUUUAUACCGUGUGGACACACAUUUUGCAGGAUGUGUUCAAGAGAGAUUUGGGUGAGUAGAGGGAAUUGUCCACUUUGCAAUAAUUCUAUAUUGGAAAUUCUUGAUAUUUUCUGAUUACAAUAAUUAUCACCAUUCAUUUUUAGAUUUUCUUUUUCCACUUAUCAUCUAUGUUUCAGUUUGAGGUUUUUCUUUUAUGGGUUGUUUUUAGUAUUUUUCUCCCUUCGAUUCAUCGAUUGUCAUGAGUUGAAGGAGUUGCAUGUGUAAAUUCACUAAGCUGUGUAUCACUUCAAUUGCUAAUUUAUGAGUAAAGGGUAAUUUCGGUCUUUAAAUACGUCCGAAUAUAUCAAAUA